Pteronotus mesoamericanus is the source of this 1506-nucleotide messenger RNA. RefSeq names its product interferon gamma receptor 2 (gene IFNGR2). Gene Ontology annotation, molecular function: protein binding; cytokine receptor activity. The transcript is spliced from 7 exons. Gene Ontology annotation, cellular component: plasma membrane. Bases 102 to 1097 code for a protein of 331 amino acids. The record is from RefSeq and is a predicted model, not a curated record. Gene Ontology annotation, biological process: cytokine-mediated signaling pathway. NCBI's taxonomy places the organism in Eukaryota, Metazoa, Chordata, Mammalia, Chiroptera, Mormoopidae.
CGCAGGCGGCGCCGCCACGGCGGCGACGGUAGCCGCUCCGCGGACCGCGCCGGGGCCGGGCGCGCCCUGAGCCUUCGCGGCUCCGCGCCGAGAGCUCGGCCAUGCGGCUGUCGCCGCUGCCGCUGCUGUGGCUGCUGCUCCGUCUCGGCGCCGCGGCUCCCACGGCAGGUCCCUCUCAAGACGCUCCUUCCCAGCUGCCUGCCCCUCGAAACCCGAAGAUCCACCUGUACAAUGCCGAGCAGGCUCUGAGCUGGGAGCCGGUGUCCGUGGGCAGCGACGAGAGGCCUGUGCUGUACCGGGUGCAGUACAAAUACCCCGACAGCAGCAACUGGCUCGACAUCUCGCCGCCCUCCCUCGGGGUGAAUUGCUCGAGGAUCCCCGCCACGAGGUGUAACUUCACCUCAACCAACCUCUCCCGGGGAUUCCAGCUGCACUUCAACGUCUCCUUACGCGUCCGAGCAGAACUGCAAGAGCGCACCUCCCCGUGGGUGGUGGCGCCCUGGUUCCAGCACUACCAGAACGUGACCAUCGGGCCUCCAGGAAACAUCCGGGUGACCCCGGGAAAAGGCUCUCUUACCAUCAGCUUGUCCCCUCCCUUUGACAUCCACCAGCUCUCCGCGACCAAGUUUUUGUAUUACGUCCAUUACUGGGAAAAGGAAGGACCCCAACAGGUUAAAGGCCCCUUCGAGAACACCUUGAUUGAGCUGAGGGAUUUAAAGCCUUUACGAGUGUACUGUGUCCAAGCCCGGGCCAAGCUGGAUUGGAGUUCCACACUGACCUCUGAGCCCGGGCUUCCCAGCGACACAUCCUGUCUCGAAACAACAGCGAACGCGUCCACCAAGCUCCAGCAAGUCGUCCUGAUCGCCUUGGGGACCUUCCUGUCCCUGAUAGGGCUGGCAGGGGCCUGUCUCUUCCUGAUCCUGAGGUACAGGGGCCUGAUCAAGUACUGGUUCCACUCUCCGCCAGGCAUCCCAGUGCAAAUAAGAGAGUAUCUGAAGGACCCGGCUCAGCCCGUCCUGGAGGCCCUGGACCGCGACCGCGCGCCCGGGGAGGAUGCCUGGGACUCUGUGUCUGUCGUAUCGGUCCCCGAGGAGUAGGAGGUGUCCCCGGCACCUGGCACCGCCACCCCGGCCUGAGGGCGCAGGACUCGGAGCCCGGGACCCCAAGGUCCCACCACGCGGGGGGCCGUCCGUGCCCCAGGAGCCCAGGGGUUCUCGUGGGGGAAACAAGCUUAUUCUUUAAGAAGUUUCUAAUCACGUGCUUCUGUAGGAUGAUUCCAAAGAAAAACGAAGAUUUCUCCUGAACACUAAAAAGACAUGCGAUUAUUUGUUAGCAAAAUGGCUUUGGCGCUCCUGAUGUUCUGUUUGUGGUUCGCCUAACACGCGGGCAGGUCGCAGACGUGGCCCAGCCCGCCCCGACGAGGACGAGGGACACUGGGCACCCCGUCACACUCAGCCUCUCCGCUUACAAUGUGAUUAAUCCUGUACAUACUUUCUAGUAAUUUAA